UAUACAAAUACUGAUUUUGAUCAUUCUGAAGACGCUGCUACUGUUGCUGUUUUCAUCACAGGUUUAUAUGUGGUAAUAUUAAGUCUCUCUAUUAAAACAUCAACCUAAAAGUUUCUUCUGACCUCAGCAAAACCACAUCAAGAAAAACACAAUAAAACAAGUAUUAAACAGAUUGUUUGACCUGAGCUGUGGUUCAUUGAUGUCUGAAUCCAUGAUCUGGAUCAUUUUUGUCAUAAUACAUCUGACCUCAGGCCUGCAGUCAACAGUGUUUGUGGACAGGCGUAAUGCCGCACAUCUGCUCAGGAAUCGAAGGGCAAAUGUUUUUCUGGAGGAGAUGAAACCAGGAAAUUUGGAGCGUGAAUGUUAUGAGGAGCUCUGCUCUCAGGAGGAGGCGUCUGAAAUCUUUCAAAGCACUGAGAAAACGAUGGAGUUUUGGUACAGAUAUCAGAAUGUGAAACUGUGUGCGUUUAAUCCAUGUCUGAACGGAGGAAUCUGCAGAGAGAUCCGCGGCAUUUACGAAUGUCUGUGUCCACCGCAGUACAGUGGCAAAAACUGUGGAACAGAGGUGUUUGACUGUAAAUAUAAGAAUGGAGGUUGUCUACACUACUGCAGUAAUACUGAUCAGACUUCAGGUGUCACAUGCAGCUGCGCAGACGGAUACCAGCUAGAUGAAGACGGGCGGAGCUGUAACCCAUCAGUGCAGUAUCCUUGUGGAAAACAGUGGAGUAGUGGGAUCAUGUCUCGCUCUUUGGAUGAUAUAAGCCCUACCUACUUAUAUACCGAUCCCGAAAACCACACAGAUCAUACAAACAACACCCACAGUGAUCACAUGAUCCAAAAUGAUCACAUAAACCACACCCACACACUGGGAAACUCAUCCUACUUAUUACAUCAAAACAAAAGUUUGCUUGUUAACUCCUCCCACCUGCCACCAAACCAAACCAGACCACAUACAGACAAACCAAUACUGCAUAAAUCUAACCAUUCAUUGGUUACCCAGACUCCUCCAGAAAAUGACAUCUCAGAUGUAAAUGAAGAUACGCGUAUUGUUGGUGGUCAGUUGCAGGGUCAGGGAGGAAGUCCCUGGCAGGUUCUGCUUCGUCGUGCAGAUGAAAAUGGUUUCUGUGGUGGUUCUUUGAUCAAUGAGCGUUGGGUUGUAACUGCAGCACACUGUCUUCAGCAAACACCAGACCAUGUGACCAUCGGUGACUACGACAAAAUGCGUCCAGACAAAGACGAGCAGAAGAUCAAAGUGGAGAAAAUCGUGGUUCACCCUCAUUUCCACGAAUACACCUUUGACAGUGACAUCGCGCUGCUGUACCUGUCUGAGCCCGUGACCCGAGGCCCGUUCGCCACGCCUGCCUGCCUGCCCGACGUCAACCUGGCAGCACGUCUGCUUAAACCUGGAGAACAGGGCUUGGUGUCGGGCUGGGGUGCCACACAUUACAUGCGUCGCUCAUCACGGUUCCUCAGGAAGGUUCAGCUGCCGGUGGUGGACCAAAUGAGCUGCAUCCAGUCCACAGAUCAGGUGGUGACAGAUAACAUGUUUUGUGCUGGAUAUCUGACAGCAGAGAUGGACGCGUGUACGGGUGACAGUGGAGGUCCCUUUAUAGUCAACUACAGAGGCACCUGGUUCCUGACUGGUGUGGUCAGCUGGGGCGAGAGAUGUGCUGCUGAGGGUAAAUACGGGUUUUAUACGAGACUCAGUAACUACCUGCCAUGGAUAAAUGAAGAAAUGAUGAAAGUGAUACAAAAUCAAAGCAUAAAAUAAAACAUUAUGCUGUUACAAUAA
Molecule: messenger RNA, 1792 nt
Organism: Misgurnus anguillicaudatus (oriental weatherfish)
Lineage: Eukaryota; Metazoa; Chordata; Actinopteri; Cypriniformes; Cobitidae
Product: coagulation factor IX
Biological process (GO): blood coagulation; proteolysis
Cellular component (GO): extracellular region
Molecular function (GO): serine-type endopeptidase activity; calcium ion binding
Source: RefSeq, a predicted model, not a curated record